ACAGCCGGCUAUGGUUUCGUUCACGUAUUAGCAGCAGUUUUCGGACUGAAUGUUUCCGAGGCAUUUCGUGUGGCUCAGUGGAUCUACCUGGAUUUUCCGACCAAUCACGACACAGCUGUGGAAUCGGCAACACGACAGGUCUACGAAUAAUCGGCUACAUGCAAUUGUGUCUUUCCCGCGUUUCUUCAUUCAAUUUAAAAUUGUAGACUCGAAUCUUGGAACAUACGUAUAUUAUAGAAGACUCCAGUGCAUCUAUUUUGCACUGUUCAUCACCAGAACGAAGCCAAUUAAGCGCCCAUUUCGCCAGUGGUACGGGUACGGAGAGCAGUAUGAAGAAACCCGACGUGGCCUAAUGGCCAUUGCUGGCGAAAUCUCUCUUGCGGAAAGAACGGCUUUUAGAUAAAGGCCCAAGAACUAUUGGGGGAAGGGAAUCCACAAUUUCCGUACUGUUUCUUUUAAAGAUAAGGUAGGGAUCUAAAAUUAUUAAAAUUCUGCAUACAUAAUACUUGAACAAUCCCUUAUUUGUUUUGUAAAAUCCCUAUUUAU
This is a messenger RNA of Agrilus planipennis (emerald ash borer), 546 nucleotides long. RefSeq lists its product as uncharacterized. NCBI's taxonomy places the organism in Eukaryota, Metazoa, Arthropoda, Insecta, Coleoptera, Buprestidae. Bases 50 to 403 code for a protein of 117 amino acids. The transcript is spliced from 5 exons. The record is from RefSeq and is a predicted model, not a curated record.